Molecule: messenger RNA, 588 nt
Organism: Dromiciops gliroides (monito del monte)
Lineage: Eukaryota; Metazoa; Chordata; Mammalia; Microbiotheria; Microbiotheriidae
Product: mitochondrial amidoxime reducing component 2-like
Molecular function (GO): catalytic activity; pyridoxal phosphate binding; molybdenum ion binding
Source: RefSeq, a predicted model, not a curated record
AUGAGCAGUGAACAGAAUGAGGAGAAUGUUCUCCAUGCCUUAGAAAAUUUUUAUAAAUUGAUUAAAGGAGCUGAGUGGAUCACCAGCUUCUUAAAAACAGAAACAUUUCAACUGGUUCAGUUUGAGAUGCAAAUGAUGGGAAGAAAGUUAAAAGCAAUUUUCCAUCCCUUUGUUCAGAAUUACCAGGUGGCUCAUCCAGGUUGUUGUCCCCUCAUGAUGCUCUCAGAAGAUUCCCUGUUGGAUCUUUAUAUCAGGCUUGAGAAGAAAAUAAAAAUGGAACAAUUUAGGCCAAAUAUUAUGUUGACUAGUUUCAGCGCUUCUGAGGAAGCUACCUGGGAUGAAAUCUUCAUUGGGAGUAUGGAAAUAAACAAGAUUUUGUCUUGCUCCAGAUGUAUCAUGUUAACAGUGGACCCAGACACUGGGAUUAUCACCAGGAAAGAGCCCCUAGAAACAUUGAAAAGCUACUACCUCUGUGAUCCAUUAGAGCAGCAUAUAUACAGGUCAUCCCCACUCUUUGGGAUGUAUUUUUCAGUAGAAAAAAUUGUAAGGCUAAAAGUUGGUGACCCUGUGUACCUGAUAACUCAGUAG